AUUUCAUGGCUGCUUUAUCUGAUCCAAGAGCAUUUUUGUCUGCUCAAGAAAAGCGUGCACAACAAAUGAAGGCAAUGGGUAUUGAAGAAACCGAUAUAAACACCAAAGAUAUUUUAGCUGGUAAUGCUGGAGAAGGCGAAAAGACUGGUAAAAAGGGGAGCAAAAACAAAAAGUCUGAUGAACCAAAGAAAGAUGAAGAACUGAAAUUCGAAAAUAUAAACCUCGAGUACCUGAGAAAUGACAAAGGGUUUCAAAAAGCAAGACGAAAGCAAGAAAAAGAAUUAGAGGCUUUACGCAAGCGACAAGCUAAGGAAAAGUCUGCUAUACAAAAACAACAAUGUACAUCUGUGGAAAAAGCCGUUAAAGGCAAAGACAAAACUGAAGUGAUCAACGAUGGUGGUGUUAAAAAAUUGGUGACUGAACAAAUGACUCAGUGGUCUGAAAUGGUUGAACGUCACAGGCGAGAGAAAUGGGCGUUACAAAAACAGCAAGCUACUGAACAGCAGGAUGCCCUUAUAAAACUUAUGGAGAACCUCCAAGCUGCACAAAUGAAGCAGUUAGAAGUUCGUCACGAAAAAGAUUUGAAAGAGAUGAACACCAGACAGGCAAAAAUAUCAGUGGAAGUGAUGAAAGAAGUGAUGAACGAUAAGACAUUAAAAACUAAAGGCGAUAAGGACAGACGAUUAAGAGAAAAGAAACAAAACAAUACUAAAAAAUUCAUGGACGAGAGGAAACAUGCUCAGAUUAAACAAGCUAAAGACAAGGAUAAGUUGCAGGCAAAACAYGAGAAGCAAAAGCAAGAGUUAAUUAAAGAGAUAAACAAUAUAUUCGAUCUGUACGUUUUAGCUUUUGGAGAUGUACAAGAACGAGGAGAUCGAGUACGAGUUGAGCAACAAGACUGAGUUUUUCGUAUGAUGCCGCAACAACAAUGUAACGAAUAAUGACUCGCAUGUCGUUGCUAUGGCUAUCGUGCAUGCCCAUUUUAUUAUGAUUUAUAAUAGAUUAAAUUGUUCAUACAUUUUUCACAUAGUUACUAAAAUAAUUAUAAWUUAUUAA
This is a messenger RNA of Diuraphis noxia (Russian wheat aphid), 1056 nucleotides long. It is a transcript of the gene norpA, whose product is annotated as no receptor potential A. The record is from RefSeq and is a predicted model, not a curated record. Gene Ontology annotation, molecular function: calcium ion binding; phosphatidylinositol-4,5-bisphosphate phospholipase C activity. NCBI's taxonomy places the organism in Eukaryota, Metazoa, Arthropoda, Insecta, Hemiptera, Aphididae. Gene Ontology annotation, biological process: phosphatidylinositol-mediated signaling; phosphatidylinositol metabolic process; release of sequestered calcium ion into cytosol.